AUGAUUGAUCCGUUCCAUUAUCCAUCCCCAUCUCCGAAGCUUCCAAGUUCCACCUCACUCCCGGUUUCCCACUCUUCCCUCCUAUUCCUACAAAAGACUGAAAACAAACUUGCAGGCACUGGCACACUCGGGUUCUGCAGAAGAACGAUGGGAGAUGCAUUGUUGGAACUUGAGCAAGUUCUCAGAUCAAGCAAGCAUAAAUUAACAGACGAAGAAGUGAAUGUUCUUCGAGUAUGCAGGGGGAAGGCAUCUAGAGAUUUUACCAUAACAGCUUGCAUUUCAUCUGGGGUUGUAUGGACAGUGACUCAGAGGUUGCGCUAUGCAUUACGCAUCAACCUUUCAGCAGGAGCUGCUAUUCUGUCUGGACUUUGGAGAUUUGAUAGGUCCCUUGAUUCAUGCUUAGAUCAUAUUCUUGCUCUGCAGGGAAGUAGGAUGCAGAAGGAGUUAGCAAACAUAAUAUUGACAAAGUAUCAAGAUAAUCCUUGGAGAAUGCAGCUUAUCAACAAGCAUUUCUUCCCAGAGAAAGUUUUUGAUGACUCAGAUGUAGAUAAGCCUAUAUCAAGGUGGCGUCAUCGCAAUUUCUUUGGUGAUAAUGUUGCUAAUAAUCAGAGGGCACAUUAUACUGAGACACACAGUGACAGAACUGAUUUUGAGCCCAAGCAAUUUACUGUAAACUCUGCUAUGGAUGUGAUUGCGGAUCCUCUUGAUUAUGUUUUUGGGCAUUCAGAAGCAGGUGAAGAGAUUCACCAUCCUGAUACUACUGGUGAUUUGCCUAGAAGACACAUACACGGUCACAAGAGAGCUCAUCGACGGCAUCGCUUGCACCAGCCAAAGGAAUCUUCUGUCUCUCAACGAACACAAGAACAAGUAGAGUGCUAGUUAAAAGUAAGCAACAGAAAUGCAAAAGAAAAAAAAAGCAAAAAUAAUGCAUUAUUUUCUGAUGGUUUGACCGUUCCUUGGUAAUUAUUGCAUUUAUAGCUAGUUUGGCCUUUUUGCUCUUAUACCUUAACAUCUAUGGAAAAGUCUGGAAACAGCUGCAGGUGCAAGAUUAACUCUUCAUCUAAUGUCAACUCUUUUUACUUUCAAUUCUCUGGACUGCCUUUUCCACACAAGUGAUCUGAAACUCACUCAAGCAGCUUUACGUGUUGUAGCAUGGAUUGGUAGACUGAUUAAUGAAUGAUCAAUUGCAAAGCGUCCUUCAUCUCGUAGGUUUGGAUGGGUCCUACAUCUCUCUACAUGAUAGAAAUAUAUGCUGUGCAGAGAAUCCUACGUAACUCAUUCUUUUCUCUAAAGGAUUUGUUUAUCAUAACCAAGGUAGAGAGUAUUAAUAUUGGCAGAGUAUUGAAAUUCAUUUCUGUAUUUAUUGAGAUAUAC
Nelumbo nucifera (sacred lotus) is the source of this 1374-nucleotide messenger RNA. RefSeq lists its product as uncharacterized. NCBI's taxonomy places the organism in Eukaryota, Viridiplantae, Streptophyta, Magnoliopsida, Proteales, Nelumbonaceae. The record is from RefSeq and is a predicted model, not a curated record.